Molecule: messenger RNA, 1395 nt
Organism: Sclerotinia borealis F-4128
Lineage: Eukaryota; Fungi; Ascomycota; Leotiomycetes; Helotiales; Sclerotiniaceae
Source: the annotation of a GenBank genome assembly
AUGUCUGAUCUAUCCAAGCCUGUUACCAUACCAAUAUUGGGCGGUGCUCCACCCAAGCCCGUGAGGAUUGCAAUUGUAGGCGGUGGUUUCUCCGGCCUCGCCCUUCAAGUCGGCCUUCAAAAGUAUCUUCAUAUCAGGUCCGAUGUAUACGAAUCUGCCGAAAAGUUUUCCGAACUUGGCGCUGGUGCUGUUCUCAGCCCUAACUCUCAGCGCGCAAUGGAAUUGAUUGAUCCUCGUAUCUUUGAAGGCUUUCAGCGACGCGCGGCUUUUGGCGUCGAUUCACCCGACGAGAAUGGUCUUUUUCCAUGGAUAACUAUGACUAAAGGCCAGGCACCGGAUAUUAGUGAAGUGGUUAUGCAGUGGAAACAUGAGACUAAAGGUUCUACUGUACACCGAGCUCAUUUCCUUGAUGAGCUGGCUAAACUCAUUGAACCCAAUCAUGCUCAUUUUGGUAAAAGCGUAGCCAAAAUCACCGAAAGUGGUGAUAAAGACCCUGUGGUUUUGCAUUUCAAGGAUGGUACUACAGCGGAGGCGGACUUAGUUAUUGGUACCGAUGGAAUUCAUUCAAUGGUCCGCAAGCAUAUGCUUGGCCCCGAGCAUCCAGCUGCAAAGGCUUUCUUUACAGGUGCCAUCAUUUACCGGGUUGUGAUUCCAAUCGAAAGGGCAAAAGCUAAACUGGGUGACUUCGAUGCAGCGGAACAAAAGUUUGUUAUUAGAUGCGGCAAAGACGCUAUGGUGUACGGCUUCCCUGUGGCUAAUGGGACUCUUUAUUAUAUUGGAGUUACGACCUUCAAGAACGGGCCAGUUCAACAUGAUCAGUGGAUGGUGAAACCAGACCUUAGCGGUCUUCAGGAACGUUUCACAGAUUGGGAUGACUAUGUGCGGAAACAAGUAGAGCUGGUACCUGACGAUGGUACAACUCUGGGAUGGUCGAUUUGGGAGAUGCCUCCCGCACCAACCUACUACAAGGGUCGAGUAGCAAUCAUGGGCGAUGCAGCUCAUGCGUCGACGCCCUAUCAAGGAGCAGGUGCAGGGCAGACCAUCGAGGAUUCGCUCGUUAUGGAGAGACUACUCGGAAAAUAUUUCGAUCCUAAAAGAGAAAUAAAACACCCUCUCAGCACUGUUGAGACUACGCAUCUAAUUUUCCAAGCUUUUGACACGGUACGUCGGCAUCGAAGUCAAAAAGUUCAAACAACUAGCUCUGAGACUGGUCGAAUUCUUACUGGUACCGAGCCUGGUGUUUCAAUGAGAGCAGCAGUUAUGAGCGAGCUGAUGGAUGGUCGUCAGGAUUGGAUGUGGAACUACGACCAAGAGGAGCAGAUCAAAGAUGCCAUGUUGAUAUUCGAGGAAGUCGAGUGGUCUCGAGCACGAAAUGCCGCUAAUUCCUCGGUCUAA